AUGGAUAUUGAAAUUGAAGAUGCUCUUGAACUAGCCCAUCAAACUUAUGAACUUCAUUUAUCAAGAAAAAACAAAAAAGCCCGACUAUCUCGUUCACAUGAUGGAAAUCCUGAACUAGUUUCUUCGCAAUCUAUUUCAUCAUCUUCUUCGUUUGAAAUAAAUAACAAAAACGUUUCUCUUCCAUUAAUAAACACUGAUACUCCAAAUGAUGAAGAUGAUAUAGUUUAUGGUAAUAUUGAUGAAUGUACUCAAUCGGUUGCUGAUAUUAACAACAUCGACGAACUUUCUAUGUUAGAUUCAAGUGUUUAUUCAGAUAAAAUACUUGAAGAAAAUGAUUCAACUUAUUCUACUCAACUUCAUUCUUAUACUGAUAUACCUACUGAUAUAUUUUGUCGAAGACUUCUUCAAACAUUUCGUGAUUCUAAACUUUCUAAAAAUGAACAUCAUAAAUUUCUCAAUUUAAUUCAUGAUGCAUUGCCAAUUCCGAACAAUUUACCAUCAAAUAUGAAUAAACUUUUAUCAUUGAUUCAAAUAGAAAAGAAUUUAUUUAAUAAGAAAAGAAUUUGCCUUAUAUGUACACAAGAUAUUGCUAGUGAUAUAUGUUUUUGUCCUACAUGUCCAAAUUCUAAUGAUACAAAUAUUGCUAUUAUAUAUCAAUCAGAUCUUAAAUCUAUUCUUUCAUUAUUAUUAAAAAAACUUUAUAAAGAAAUUCGUGAAUAUACAAAACAACUUCGAAUAAAUCAUGAUGUAUUAGGUACUUAUGAUAUUGGUUUUGGUUAUGCUUACCAACAAUUAUUACAUAAAUAUUCUAAUGAAAAUUUUAUCACUGCGUUGAUGCAUUUAGAUGAAUUACCUUCCAAAGUUCGUUAUCAAAGAUAUAACAUGCCAAUUGUUUCUAUGUGGAUUAGUUCGAAAGAACCAAAUGCAUCUAUAUGGCUUCAAAAUACUAUUGCUGUACUUGAAGAACUUAAAACUACAGGUAUCGUUGUAAAUGAUGAUAUUGUAAAAUUAAAAGUUCUUGCUAUUACUGGUGAUACACCUGCUUUGAAGAUAGCUUUAAAUUUUAUAUCUCACAAUGGCUAUUACUGUUGUUAUUUUUGCCUUUUGCACGGUGUCCAUCAAGAAGGCAAGCGACAAUAUCCAUAUGAAUGUCCAUUUCAAAUGCGAACUGCUGAAAGUUUUGCUCGAGAUUCCAAUAUUGCUUCUCAAUUUAAACGAAAUGAAAAUGGACAUCUAGGUGUUUCUGUUAUUGCUAAUGUAAUUGAUAUUCAAUUACCUUAUUCAAUCAUUGUCGAUUACGCCCAUGCCAGUUUACUUCGACAUUCAAAAUCAAUAUUUAGUGAACUUUAUAGACGUUUAAGUCCAGCUAUUCGUGAUGAUGUUGAUAUUGCUUUAGCUAAACAACCAUUUCCACACUUCUUCAAUCGUCGUAUGAAGUCAUUCAAAGAUCUUUCAUUUGUUAAAGCUACUGAAGUUCGAAAUAUACUUUUUUAUGGUUUUCUUCCAAUCUUUCAUCAACAUCUUCCAAUGAAUCUUCUCAGCCAUUUUGCUUUAUAUAUAUCCGGUAUGCGGUUAUUACACAGUAGUCCAAUAUUUGGUGAUAAAACAUCUGAGAUUGCUGAUGCAUUACUCAUGAAAUAUUAUCAAGAUUUUCGUUCAUUCUAUCGAGGUCUCGAAAAUUUCGUUCUUCACGUCCAUUCACACUUUAAAGCCCAACAUAAAAUGUUUGGAGCAUUUUCGCAUUUAGGAUCAUUUGGACAAGAAGGAUUAGUAGGAUACAUGGGAUCAAAUUUUAGUGGUACUCGUUAUCAAGGUGAUCUUAUUGCUGAAAACUACAGCCUUGAUAUAGUUCUUCGUCAUGAAAUUAAUGAUAUAAAUUUAUUUACUAAAAUAGUUGAUGGUCCUUUUGAUAAAGAUGUAAACUUCGAUUUUACAUCGAAUGAUAUUUUUCUUGAUAUACACAAUCGUGAAUGUAAUUGUAUGUCAAUUAAUACUUGUUUAACUGCUUUUCGACGAUGUAGAAUUCACCACCACGUAUAUCAUUCAAUACAUUACAAACAACGACAAAAAAGUAUCAGUUAUUUCGUCAGAUAUUGUCAUCUAACUAAUGAUGGUGUUUAUUCAUUUGGUAAAAUUAUUAUGUUCUUCCAGGUUCAAAGUUCCACUUAUGCCCUGAUUCAGCAACAUCCAGUUCAUUGUUUAUUUAGUGAUUUAUUAUUACCAUCACCAUAUCAUGAACUUUUACAUAAACCUAUAAAUCAUCUAUUUUAUGUUGUUUCUAAACAAUGUCUUUCCGUUUAUGAACCUGUACUUGUAAGUCGAAUUCUAGAUCAUUGUAUUAUUUUUGAUUGUAUAGGUUAUCAUAUUGUUACACCUGUGUCAUCCUAUGAUGAACAUGAUUGA
This is a messenger RNA of Rotaria sordida, 2403 nucleotides long. NCBI's taxonomy places the organism in Eukaryota, Metazoa, Rotifera, Eurotatoria, Philodinida, Philodinidae. The record is from the annotation of a GenBank genome assembly.